AUGGCGGCCGCUCAAAAGCGAGGAGUUCUGAUCGUAUUCGAAGGACUUGAUCGUUCUGGAAAAUCGACACAAGCGAAGCGUCUCGUCGAAUCGCUCAACAAAAGAGCCGAAGGAUCAGCUGUUCUUCAAGCUUUUCCAGACCGUUCAUCACCAAUCGGAAAACUCAUCGACCAAUAUCUGAAAAAGGAGAUUGAUCUGGAUGAGCACUCGCUUCAUUUGAUGUUCUCGGCGGAUCGAUUCUUGAAAAAUCAAAUGAUUCGAGAGAAUAUCGCCAACGGAAUCGACGUGAUUUGCGAUCGUUAUUGUUACAGUGGUGUCGCGUACUCGUUGGCGAAAGGUCUCCCAGAACAAUGGGUUCGCUCUUCCGACGUCGGUCUCCCGAAACCCGACGCCGUUCUCUUUUUCGACGUCUCUCCAGCCGUCGCCGCUCAACGUGGAGGAUUCGGUGCCGAACGUCUCGAGACGGCAACAAUGCAACAGAAAGUGGCAGCCGUCAUGCCAACACUUCGUGACGAUUCAUUCUGGAAAACCGUUAAUGCUGACGGAGAUUUGGAUACUGUCGAGAAGGACGUCUUCCGGCUGUAUGAGAACUUGAAUAGAGAGAAACCAUUCGAGUCGUUGGAGAAGAUUUGA
Messenger RNA from Caenorhabditis remanei, 633 nucleotides. RefSeq lists its product as uncharacterized. The record is from RefSeq and is a predicted model, not a curated record. Lineage: Eukaryota; Metazoa; Nematoda; Chromadorea; Rhabditida; Rhabditidae. Gene Ontology annotation, biological process: dTDP biosynthetic process; dUDP biosynthetic process; dTTP biosynthetic process. Gene Ontology annotation, molecular function: ATP binding; dTMP kinase activity. The transcript is spliced from 4 exons. The coding region runs from base 1 to 633 and encodes 210 amino acids. Gene Ontology annotation, cellular component: cytoplasm; cytosol; mitochondrion.